Anopheles gambiae (African malaria mosquito) is the source of this 291-nucleotide messenger RNA. RefSeq lists its product as uncharacterized. The coding region runs from base 1 to 291 and encodes 96 amino acids. The transcript has 4 exons. The record is from RefSeq and is a predicted model, not a curated record. NCBI's taxonomy places the organism in Eukaryota, Metazoa, Arthropoda, Insecta, Diptera, Culicidae.
AUGGUGGCGGAAUCAGUCACUGGAUCGGAGACAACUGGUGAAGCACGUACUACUAGAGUACAAUACCAGCAGUUGGUUACGCUGCUAGAAGAGGUACCCGAAAUAGCACGAGGGCUAUUUAAGGGAGACCAAAAAAGCUUCUGGACUAAAGUUUGGUUUGAUUAUAAAUGUGCGGUGAAAAGGAAGCUGCGGGACAAUAAAAAAUCCCUUAAUGCUACUGGAGGUGGGCCAUUCGCCCAAAAGCCAUUAAAUGACUUAGAGGAAAGAGUGGCAAAUUUCUUAUUCAUAUAG